Messenger RNA from Pocillopora meandrina, 8461 nucleotides. Lineage: Eukaryota; Metazoa; Cnidaria; Anthozoa; Scleractinia; Pocilloporidae. The record is from the annotation of a GenBank genome assembly.
CAUAAACAUAAAUAAUAUUCAACUUGGAAAAGGGCUGACGAAAGGCGACACAACUUGGAAGAAAUUUAACCCCUGUUCAAGUUCCUGGGAAAACUCCCUCUAAUUUUGAAAGCUUUCUAAGCGCACAGAAAUUCAGAGAGCCGCGGAAUCUGGAAAAUUAAGGAAAGGAGCCUUCGUGUUCGUGAUGACGCAUAUGUGAAUGGCGUAGUUGUGUUAUUUCGAUGUUCUUUGUGUUGCAAGGAUUUAAGCUCGAAUGGACAUUGGUUUUGCCGAAAUGGGGCUAAAAACAUGAAAUCCAAGUGGAAAGUGGGUAUCGUGAAUUAUUUUUCGAAACACAGAAGGGAGGGAAGAACUUUCCGCUUUCGCUGUAACGUUUUUUGUCUUAGGAAUCCGCCAAGACAUACUGUCAUAAGAAAGUAACGAACAAAAUAUGGCAGGUUUUCGGACGCAGUACACUCGAUUAAAUUCAAAUUCAGAUGAUCCUGAAGAGGACUUACCUCCACAAGGUUUCGAUAUCGGCACCCGGGGAGUUGAGGAAGUCGAGAAAGGUAAUCAUGCAUAUUUUUCAGGAUAUACGUAUUUGUACAUCCAAGCCCACCUCGAGGCGCAAUGUGGUUUGUUUACAUGUACAGUUGUCACAACUGUUGGUUUUAAGGCGGGAAGGACCUGCUGUCCAUACUCUGCACCAACUUUCUGAUGAAAGAAACUCGAAUGCAAACAUGAGUAUCUUGACAGCGUACUAUAGGUUUUCCAUGUGUGAUUUUUGGGACAGUUAAAACAGAUAUUAUUUGAGAAAAUCGAAGUAUAGUACUGUUAUUAAUCAAUAAUUGAAUGGGUGUCAGAAAUAGAAACAGAACUUCAGGCAAACCGCUCAACAUUAAUAAUCUCUUUAUUGUUGUACUUAUACUAAUUUGUUGUGAUCUUGGUAAGGUCUUUGUAAAUAAUUGUUAACUGCACCAUAGUUAUUGAUUGGAUUUUCAGACUGUUGAUAAUGGUAACAUCUUUUUUUCUCUAUAUAAUCUAUAGAAAGUCAAUUCUUAAGACAACCGCUCACCGCAAAGUUACAAAUAUUUUACCAACAUUUUGAUUAAUGGCAUCAUUAUGUUUCAUUUUUGCAGGGCGUUGGAAUCACAUUGAGAAUCUUGAUGAAUUCUUCAUAAGGAUAUCCUUUAUCUUAAAUGUCACAAUUAUCUUAUUAUAUUACUUUAUAUAGACCCACCCUUUCCAUAAAAAAACACUGAUUUAUUUUCUUUUGUGAGAAACCCAAGAUCUCUAAGAUUUACUGACCAAUUCAUGAAAUCAAAACCAAAAUAAACAAAACAGUGCAGAUUAUAAUCAUAAUUGAUCUGAUGUGAUAAACGGUAAAUCAAGUUUAUCAAAUGCAACUCCUAGAGUGCAAGACUUAGUAGGUAUAAUAGGAUUUUAACAAAAUACUUUUAGAGGCUUGAAGUUUCCUUAACUGGCCAUCGAGUUGUGUGCUACUCUAUUCAUACUUCAUUUUCUAAACAAUGUUUUGCCCAUCAGCUUUGAGUAGGAUGUUGGCCUUUCCUUAUUAAGCUCACUAGCAAGAGGCUAAUUAAUGACACUGUUAUUUACCCAUCAGGGACCCCCCUUAAAGUAAUUUUUGCUUAAAAAUACAAGAGCUGAUAAUAAAAAGUUAAAUUUGUUGUAAAAUAAUUUCUCUACCAUAGUAGAAACAAUUUGCAUGUACUUUAGUUAAAUCCUUAACAAUUUAUCACAUAUAUGAAUAUCACAGGAACAAUGGAUUUGUUUGUAUUCUCCUGAAGGAAGUCUUCGAAUUAAUGUGAGACACCUCUUUUUCAUAACUUUUUCAAUUUGAAAAGCUUCUUCAUGUGAUAGUGUGGAUCCAAGCUAUAAAACUUUAAAUUUUGAUUGAGUUUACUGUUUAGAAAGCCCAUUUUCCAAGGGAUCUCCUUCUCUUCUCUUAAUUUUUUUUUUUUUGGCUUUUCAUCGACCCUUAGGUUUAAUGUCAGUAAGUAACAACUUUAUUUAGAGAGGGUAACACAUGGCAGUAUGACUGAAAAACUGUGGUUGUUCUAUGGCUUGGAGAUGUAAAAGAGAGUAACUUUUUUGCUUUGAACGUACUGAUUGUGUCAUGCUUUGGAUUUUUUGUUUCUUGCAGUCAAUUUGUGUUUGUGGUUUUAUUUACCUCUUUCUUGGUGCUUUGUGUGGAUUAUAACACCUUGUUUAAUCACAAACAACCUUCCUUUUCAAAUGUGCUGUAUUUCCACAAAAUAGAACAGUAAGUCCAUAUAUUUCUCUGUCUAUUUAACUAUAUGUUCACACAAAGACAUCGCAAACUGAAACCUAAAUUAACUUUAACCAGUACAGUUUAAAAUAUUUAACAAAUGUUGUUGUUGUUUUCAUUUUUGAUUGAUAUUUGCCACUUCUUUUGAUCUAAUAAUACAAGAUCUAAGUACAAUAUGUGUCUUCUUUUGCAGCAUGGAGCCUGCAAUAAUGGCUUGUCUGGUCAUUGCUUUUAUUUUUUGGUUGAUACGUGUGGCUAGAAUUGUAAUUCAUUUCUUUAAGCUUCUGGAAAUCCGAGCAUUUUAUAAGGAUGCACUUAGAAUAUCAGAGGUGAGUUCAAUUAUAACCUGUUUCAAUUAAGUGAUAUCAGGUUUUGAAUGAUGUCAGAAUUAAAUUAAUUCAAACUUUCAAAUGUCUCAAUGUCUUUACAGAGUGAACUAACAAACCUACAGUGGCAAGAUGUUCAGAAACGAUUGAUAGAAGUGCAAAAAGUUCAUCAAAUGUGUGUUCAUAAGGAGGAAUUGUCAGAACUUGGUAUGUGUUUCCUUUUCUUUAGAGCAAUGCCAGGAGACAUUGGCUUGCUUACUUUAUAUGUUAAGUUUAUGGUAUGGAUAAAUAUUUUAAACAAUAGACUGCCAUUUCAAUUAAGGUGUUAUAAUUUAUUAUAAUAUAGCCUUAUGCAUUAAAAACUGUGGAAGAAUGGGAACCCCAACCCUAAUUUGCAAGUGUUCUUUCAACAGUGGAAGAUGUCUCCUUCAUGUUUGUCUUCAGGCUCUUUUGCCCUCCCUUUCUCCCCCCCCCCCCCCUCAAAAAAAAAGAAAAAGAAAAAGCAAAGAGAUAAAUGCCCUCCAGAAAAUUUCUAACUGGGACAGAUUCUCCUUUGUAAAAGAAACAGUAGAUCAAGCACUGCUAGUAAAUCAUUAGAUAAAGCAGCCUUUCUUUUUGUUAGAGAAAAGACAUUUUUUUGUCCAAUUGGAUCUAAAAUAUGAAUUUUUUGGUGAGUUAAUUGGUAUGCAGUAAGAUAUUGUGCCUCACUUUAAUAUUAUUUUAUUAGAUAUCCAUCACCGAAUUCUGAGAUGGAAAAACUACCUGCUAGCAAUGCAAAACAAGUCAGUUAUUUCUUGUACAUACAACUUUCCAUUUGUUGGGGAAAGGUGAGUAAUGUGCAGCCUUUAAAAAAAAAAUUCAUAAAUAGGUUCUUCAGACUGCCUUUAUGUUUUUUAUUGACAUGACAUGACUUGUUUUCCUCACCCACUGUUUUCAUUGGUACCCAGGGCCUUUUUGACAGAGGGUAUGAAGUACAAUCUGAAAAUGAUUUUAUUCUGGGGACCAGGAAGUCCUUUUCAAAACAACUGGAAGCUAAGAGAUGAAUUCAGGAACCCAGCAAACAGGUUGGUGACAAGCUGAGUUGCUGGAACUGUUAUCAACAGUACUUCAAUGUGGUCCCUCCAAGAAAUAAUUGAAACCUCGUUUCCCUCAAUUUUUUGUCCAGAAUAUCCUGUUAACUGUUACUAAGCAGGCAGCUCAGUUACACAAGAUUGACUGAAUUGUUUUUGGUUUAUUUUUGGUUUGGAACAGAAAAUAUUUUCAGUUACAAUAACAAUGCAUAUAGAUGUCAUCUACAGGUGACAAACACACCAAAAUACAAACUUGUUACAAAUUAGAUUUGCACUGAAUAUUUGAUGAUGGGAUGUGUUGUCUUCUUUCUUGUAGGUUUCCCCUGGCAAGUCGGUAAGUGGAAGAAGAAAACUUGAAACAAUUGAUGGAAACCCCCAUAAAUUUGUGGAACACGACGUUAAUUUCAAGCUGUAUGCUUACCAGUGUUGUAGUUCGUCUUAGUUCCGCACAUCUCGUACCGUUGAGACUGAAGUAUUUUCUUCAGAAGUCUUAAACCUCCUUGUGGAUCAGGAGCCCCUUCUUUAAAAACGACCAUUCAAAUUGCCCACCUUAAACCAGUUUCGUUUUGUUUUUUUAAGUGUUUUCAUUCUUGAAAUCUUUCAAUCAAUGACUUUCUAAUAAAGACACAUUUUUGGUAGUGCCUUAACAACCUAAAGUAUUUUGGUAUUUUCAUUACCCGCAUUUUAGGUUGGCAAGACGUAUUUUCUGGAUUGGAAUAGCAAACUUUGUACUUUCCCCUUUCAUCUUUAUCUGGGUUAUUUUAUAUUCCUUCUUUACUUAUGCUGAGGUAAGAUCAAGUUAUGCUAAAAGAGUCACAAUGUAAAAUAUUGGUUUGUAAAUUAAGAAUCUUUUUAACUAGCCUGGAAAUCUCUACUUUAGUGUUCGCGGUUUUGGGCAAGCUGCUGUCUGAGUUUGCCGGUUGCUCCUUCUUUUGGCAUCAUUUUAUUGUAGCAAUGUAUUUAUUGUGUACCAUGGUCUUGCGUAUUCCAGUUUUGACACAAUUAUUGACUUGAAUUGUUUCUUUAAUCUGAAGAUGGUGAAAAGGGAACCUGAUACGUUUGGUGCCCGCAGAUGGUAAGAAGUACAGAUUGCAGCUUUAAUUGAAAGGCAUCGAUUUAUUUAAGAACGAGGAACGUUAAAAAUAAACUGUGCUGUCAAGUUAGUGUGCAUGUUAGUGUGCAUGUUCAUGUUUCCUUCCAGCCCAGUUACAUUUGCUUGCGCCACUAGUAACUGGGAAGGAUUGCUGAAAAGAAUAGAUAGCUUCUCCUUUUCAAAAUUUCGCUACUAAGAGCCGAGUGGACAGGAGAGAGCUUCAGGAAUCAAUCGAGUUUUAUUUCUCAAUUGAUAAAAUAUAUUACGCUGUAUUUCCAUUUCAGGUCAUCUUACGGCAAGCUGUUUUUUCGACAUUUUAAUGAAUUGGACCACGAGAUACAGACGAGGUAACUGUAAGAGAACGAUACACCUUGAAUGGUUUUACACAGCAGUUUGUAAUAAUUUUAUUUCCAUUACGGCGAGGCACAUUUAACCUAGGAAGAGAAAAUAAGACAACGGUAACAAGAUCUAUGGGUUUUCUCACUGAGAAAUUAAAUUUCAACACUCCACCCCUAGACUUGCGUUUACAAGAGACGUCAAGGUGAGGUAGCAAGACAGAAGAACAUGUCUAACAUCAAAAAUACUUAGAUACUAACUUUGUUCGUGCUCUCUAGGUUAAGUAAGGCUUACGAACCAGCGUCCAAGUAUAUGAAUCUUUUCGUGUCACCUUUUAUGGCCAUCAUAGCCAAGUAAGUCUUUCGAAUUUUAUGUUUAACCCCAAGCCUACAGUUCGAAUACCAUUUUUACCUUGUUUGAAACCGUUCAUUCAAUCUGGUAGGAACAUGGCAUUUUUCGCUGGCGCGAUUUUUGCCAUAUUGACCAUAUUUACUGUCCUGGACAAGGAUGUUCUUUUGGCGGAACAUGUGCUGACUGUUAUAGCAACACUAGGUAAGCAACUUUCAUUUCGAUGCAAUUGAGUCACUUUAUUAACGUUGACUCUUCAGUUUCCGUUGCAUAGCGACCGGAAAUGUCUUACAGCCAAUUGACGUACUUUUAUACUCUCGGCCUGGCUCCAGAAAGGCACCGUCUUUAAUUUCAGCUAUCCAUACAAAAGUUUGAGAGUUUUUACAAACAUUCUGUUGCCUUGAUUUUCCUUUUUUUCAGGAUUACUGAUAAGAGGAUGUUACGUUUUUAUCCCUGACGAGGUUGGUAUAUGAUUCAUUUCUUAGGCCAUUAACUUAAUAUGCUCAACGUUCUAUUUUUCUUUUGUUCAUGAGUGGUUUACAAAAUUUUGGACCAAGUUAGCCUCAAGUUAGAAAAUUAUAAAUCAAUUAACAGUCAACGUCUGUUAAAAAAGUUGUAGCUACUUCAACACUUCAGAUCUGUUACCAAUCAGAAGUUAACUCGAAACCAAACACAUGCUAAGCGCGGGAAACACGUAACCGGCUCGGAACGAUGAAGUUUUCAACUGAGGUUUUCAUCAGUAACAGUAAUCAUUAAUAUACACUUACUCCACAAUAUACCCAAGCAAAAUGGAAAAAUAUGAAUUUUUUGCAUACCUUUGAUAUUGUUGCAGAACACUGUGUGGGACCCUGAACAACUGUUAAAACAAAUUGUGUCUCAUACUCAUUAUAUACCUGACUCGUGGAGAGGCAAGGCGCAUACCAGCGAGGUUUGUACAACGUUUUGUUUUUGCUUUAUAACGAUGCAAAGCUGAUAUAUCUUCUGGUUAUUCCGUAGUUCAGGGUUCUAAUUGUCUCACAGUCAGUCUGUUGAACUAUAUUUCAGGUGAGGCAAAAGUUUUCCCAGGUGUUCCAGUAUAAAGCGGUAAGUUACUGUAGUCGUCUGCAGGUUGCUGGCGCUUUCAUUAUCAUCCAGUUAAGAUGAUCCACUGACAUAAACGCACAGAAUUCUUCUUUGGGAAAAAGAAUGAUGUCGGGAAAUUUUUACAUUAUUCUUAAGAGGAAAAAGAACUUAACGUACUUUCUUCCUUACUUUCGUAAACUGAAGACAAUUGUGCGUGAGUUUUACUUUUAAAUACGUCAGACUUGUUCAAGUAACUAGUUAAUUUGCUGUCGUUGUCGUUGCAGGAAUAUGUACUUCAAGAGCUGUUAAGCCCUAUUGUUACACCGUUCCUUCUGUGUUUCCACUUGCGGUACAAGUCUCUGGAUAUUGUGGAUUUCUUUAGGAAUUUUACUGUUGAUGUUGUUGGUGUUGGAGAUGUUUGCUCGUUUGCUCAAAUGGAUGUUAAGAGACAUGGAAACCCAGAGGUGAAUAUUUGUCCAUAUUCUCACAGACUGGUUAACGAUCUUUGUUAUAUCUGAGAGAGUCUAUUCUAUUUUAUUGCUUGUAAAGCUGUGCUUAUUGUUUCUGUAAAAUUUCAGUGGCUUACCCAGGGAUUAACGGAAGCAACACAGUAUGAACAGGCCGAACAUGGCAAAACGGAACUGUCGCUUGUGCAAUUUUCAGUAAGUUUUUCUUGGUUUUUUUCGGGGAUUGUUUUGAACGUCAAUAUUUGUCGUUACAUUCAUCAACAAACUCUGUUCCUUGAUGUUGUUGUUUUGCAGAUAAGGAACCCUACAUGGAAGCCAUCAGAGCAAGGCACUCAGUUCAUUAGCACCAUUCGGGAAAACGGUUGGUGUGAAAAAAAUUCGCAAGUUUCAGAAUAGGUUUCAAGAAAAUGACUCAUGGUGUGGUGAUAGUUUCCAUCGAUAAGAAUUUGCAGAAUUUAUUCUAACUUUGUUCAUCAAGUAACAAUUUACUAGUGUGUCCGCUUCCCCUGCAUACUCGCAACCCACCCACCCACCCCCCCUCAGUUUGAUAGGAUAGAAAAUGAUAGAGAAGGAGGGUACAAUAGAAACACUAAGUCAGGCCGUUCACAUCAUAAGCAAGCCAGUCAGUGGCAGUGUUUUGAUUUGUUGUUCUUCAGUGUUUUAUUGUUAUACUAAACAGGUGUUGUAAAGUUAAACUUUUUUAAAUACGUAGUACUUAGUAUGAAAAUUCUUCUGAUGUUUUCACUGCAGCGGUCCAAGAAGGUCUCAACCUGAGCUGCAGCGGUGUAAUGUCGGACGCCAACUCACUUCCAGAUUUAAGAUCAGGCAGUGUAAGUGCUGUUUUGCUUUUGACAAACCAUGAUCAAGUGUUACAUCAUUACGUACGUAUUCAUGAAGAGUUUUUUUUUUUCUCUCACUGUUUACACAGUUUCAAGCGCUACCAUAUAUGAACUCCAUGACCCUCAGCGAUCCGUCCCUCAUUCCUCUAGGGAGUGCUGCUGUCACACCAAAACAGCAGGCCCAAGCAAGAGAAAUGCUCAUGAACUCUAGCAUGAUGUACAUGCAUCAGGUAAAGAGAAUUUACUCGCAGAUUGGUUUAAAAAAAAAAAAAAAAAAAAAAAAACCUAAGAUUUGGUAGUGACAUGCUUUGAGAGUGCGUGGUGUCUUUGUGUCACUGAUCCCGUUUCCUCGAUGACCUCUCAACCUUAAAAUUCUUUCACUUUCAAAUAAGACACUCGAAUUCCCUUAUACGAAUUUUAGGGUGGCGUCAUGUUCUGUCGCCUAUAGCAUGGCGAUUAAAAUGUACUUUAAAUAAAUACAGUUAUGCUAAUUUAACACGAAUUUCUCACCUGCUUCAGCUGCGAGAUCGUCAAGCUGAUCAACCGCCCGGCGAGGCAGCUCGUGUUGCCUCCUUGACGUCAGCAGACAGACAACAACCGGGGACAUCUGGGCAGCAUUUUGCAGAAGACAGCAAAACUGAACAAAUUAGG